Stegostoma tigrinum is the source of this 2749-nucleotide messenger RNA. Its product is annotated as synaptophysin-like protein 2. The record is from RefSeq and is a predicted model, not a curated record. Gene Ontology annotation, cellular component: synaptic vesicle membrane; synaptic vesicle. Lineage: Eukaryota; Metazoa; Chordata; Chondrichthyes; Orectolobiformes; Stegostomatidae. Bases 345 to 1076 code for a protein of 243 amino acids. The transcript is spliced from 6 exons.
GGGAGGAUGAUGGUACUUUUUCAAACGAAAGGGAGGUGUGUCCAUGAUGUUCGCAGAUUGGGUUUCUGGGUGGAGCUAUAUUUUUUGAAUGUUUUAUUUGCUGUGCACUUUCAGUGUUUGAUAUCGCAGGUUUUGAGCCGGCUUGACUUUGAGGUGUGGAGUUGUUAACGCGAGUGGAGGUUGCUGAGAACUACUUGACCGGCCCCUGGUCACAUGCUGCUGUUUGCCUGAGUUUUAGGAAACUAUUUCCCCGUUUCAAAGCGAGCCCGUGAAUGUAUCUCUGAAGCUCUGUAACUUUCCCAGUGCUCAGCAGAAAGGAGAUCACUUUAACCCUUGCAAGCGGAAUGGAAGCGAUCCCGUUUCAGAAAUUCCGUGCAUUUAAACUGAAUAUCAAUCCCCUGAAAGAGCCGCUGGGAUUUAUCAAAGUGUUGCAAUGGGUUUUUGCUAUAUUUGCCUUUGCCACCUGUGGAGGUUACGCAGGGACUAGUGUGGCUUCUGUUAAGUGUCAAGAUGGCCAGAAAGAUCUGAUCUCUGUCCAUUUUGGUUAUCCUUUCAGGUUAAACCAGAUUACUUACAAAGCACUGACCUGCAAGAAUGAUACUAGUUAUGAGACCCUGAAUCUCCUUGGAGAUUUUUCCUCACCACCGGAAUUCUUUGUUACAAUUGGAGUGUUUACGUUCCUAUACUGUACAGCCGCUCUGGUCAUCUAUGUGGGAUAUCAGAGUCUCUAUCAGCAGAACAAGUAUCUGCCAAUAGCUGAUUUUGUAGUGACUGCACUUUUUGCUUUCCUGUGGCUGGUCUCGUCCUCCGCUUGGGCACAAGGUCUGUCUGAUGUCAAAAAUGCAACAAAGCCAACUGCUAUCAUCCACCCUAUCAGUGCAUGCCAGGGGAAAACUGUUGUGUGUACACCAGGUGCUGUGCCACCCAUGGGACGUCUCAAUGCAUCAGUGAUAUUUGGUUUCAUGAACUUCAUCUUGUGGUCGGGUAACAGCUGGUUUGCGUUUAAGGAAACUUCUUGGCACAAAGCCACCAACCCACAGGAUGUAGCUGAGCAGGGCACCAAUGUGGAACGCUAGAGUUAUCUGCCUGACUCUCCCUAUUCACCCCAACCCACUCCCUCUCUCUCUCUCUCUCUCUCUCUCUCUCUCUCUCUCUCUCUCUCUCUCUCUCUCUCUCUCUCUCUCUCUCUCUCUCUCUCUCUCUUUCUUUCUCUUUCUGCCACAUUUUUUUUAAUCCUACUGUUCCACAUCACUGUUGUGAACUCCAAACCCCACCCCCAACCAAUUCCUGUUGAUGAUUAUCUUCCCCCACCCCCCCACCCCAGAUUCUGUUCCUGUUGAUCUUGAUCAAUUGCUGAUGCCCUGGGAUAGAUCCGGGGAGAACACUGUCCCUCCGAUGGCCUAACUUGAUAGACCUAAAUGACUUGGACACUUCCAAUCCACAAUCCAGUCUGAUGCUUGGAUUGUCCCCGAGUCGAACGUGCCCAUUAGGGCCGUGCAGAGAUUGGGGGGUGCCUGUGGAAAUCACUACAUAGCUGCAGGGGGUGGAAGUGGGAGGGGGUUCCCAUGGGUCAGUGACCAUGAAUGAACACAAACUCAAUGCUGACAAAUGGUACUUAGAUUUUGAGCAGCCUCCUCCUCCUUUCUCUGCUCCCCCCCCCCACCCAGCACUGACACACAUGAUUUAUUUGCUUCUUUUAAUGUUCAUUUUGUGCCCACGGUGAGCUUGCAUCCUGUGAUAAGCUUUAACUUGUGGUAAGGUCAGAACAACAAUGGUGGCUAUUGAGGGGAGCCUUCUAUACUUUGUCACUGGUUACACGUUCUGGGUGAUUGGGGCUCAGGUAAACACUGGAAAGGGAGGCCUUCCAGACCUCACAGAGACUUUGUGGCCCAUUGCACACCCUGGGAAAGCUGUGCUGAGUGACAUGGUCACUUUCACACUGCCCCCGCCCAACCCCCACCAAACCCGCCGUUCGCAGUGUGGACAUUGUCACAGUUCAUUGGUAUGAUCUGAGAGUUGGUGGGAGGGGAGGGAGACUUGUACAGUGUGGUAGCAGGGGUCUCUCCCUCCCUCUCCCAGACUGUAGCUCUCAUAACUCAGUCUUAACUCUACAGGGGCUCCCUUGGGGGGGGGGGUCUCCCUCCCCAGCCACUGCCUCAGAUUUCAGUUUCUGGCCCCAGUGGGGCCCUGUCACUUUGGGAAGCCUUGCAUUCGAGUGCGUUCUUCUGUCAGCCUCUCACGUGUGUUAAGACAUUUCCGAUUCUGAACCCUGCCUUUCUUAUUUGCUUCCUGCCAAUAUGCAGUUGAACUGUGAAUGGCUUUUGCCCAUAUUUCCGGACAAACACGGCACCAGCUUCCUCUGAACAAUGCCUUUUGCUCAGUAAAAAGUGGUGAAAGUGCGAGGGGUUCUUUCCAUGUAGUAAAACCCUCCCCCUCCUCACUCCAAACUGGUUCCUGGAUAGAUUCAACUGGUGCUACUUUUUUGAUGUCUAAGGGAAGAUUUUUGGUUUAUCCAAUGCAGAAAAAUCCUUUUGGAAGGCGAAGCUUAUGGAUGCACGGGUUCGGGGGCUGGGCUCUGUGAGGUGCUCCAUUUUACAAUGACCUGUUAGCAUCCAGCCUUCACUUUGUCCAAUUGUGUAAACCUCGAACUCUGUCUCCAGUAAUUGCUACUGAGUGGGGAGAGCUCAGACAACAGCUCUGAGCACACAGCCUCAUUUAAACCCGGGAGCCUUGAAACAUUGUAAGCUUG